GUCUUGUUCCAUCUUGUGUGAUGUUUGGAGUCAAAACAGAGAAAAUCUAUAAAGGGUCCAAGGACAGACUGUUCAGAGGCUCAUUCUGUGCGGUCACCGGCAGAAGUCUCCACCAUGGCCUGCCAGGGUGUCUGGUGCUGUCUGGUGAUUCUCAGUGCAUUUCUGUUUGCAGGUUGUGCAGCAGAACAAGAUCGGUUUCACUAUGAUUAUAUGAGGCUCCGGAUGGGAGGUCUGAUCUUUGCUGGUGUCAUGCUGACCAUUGGGGUUAUUGUCCUGCUGACUGAUUUUAACCUAUGCAAAAAGAAGAAAAAGGAGCCAUGUAAACCUGCAUUACAGGCAGAAAUCUGAAUGCAGCUUUGGAUGUGAAUGGAGUAUAAAACACACAAUAUAAAGUCUUGAGGACUGACUGAAACCUGAGAACCUUCUAACAGAUGUUCACAGCACCACUAGGCACUAAAUUGUCCUUAUCUGCAGGCGGCAAGAGAAAGUUAAAGACACACUCAGUGCUGGACUUGGAUCACUUGCUCCUUGGAUCCCUCACUUUUAAGUGUUUUGGAAGGAAUGUGAUGCCCAGGACUAUAAUAUAAUAAAUUUUAUAUAUAUAUAUAUAUAUAUAUACACACACACUCUAUGUAAUUAUAUUGGAUGUACUGGGUAUUUAUAUUGACUCUUGGCAUGAGGUCUAUUUCAUAAGCUACAUAUACAGUAAAUAUUUGCAGAAAUGUUUACACUGCUGAAGGCGUGAGAACUUUUGCACUUUUGCAUACUGCUACAGAAAAAAAAAUGAAAUUGUGCAGUGGCACCUGGGGCUCAUCAAUGGUACUACUGCAAAAAACAUAUAAGUUUUGCCACCUAGUGGUCAUUAGUGGUAGUGUUUCAAAGAAAUGUCUAAAGCCACCUGUGCCAUCUGGUGGCCUUUAGCAUUAUUUUGC
This is a messenger RNA of Bufo gargarizans (Asiatic toad), 932 nucleotides long. Its product is annotated as sodium/potassium-transporting ATPase subunit gamma-like. Gene Ontology annotation, molecular function: sodium channel regulator activity. The transcript has 6 exons. The record is from RefSeq and is a predicted model, not a curated record. Bases 115 to 348 code for a protein of 77 amino acids. Gene Ontology annotation, biological process: regulation of sodium ion transmembrane transporter activity. NCBI's taxonomy places the organism in Eukaryota, Metazoa, Chordata, Amphibia, Anura, Bufonidae. Gene Ontology annotation, cellular component: membrane.